AUGGUUGGGUCAAGAACAUCUAUACUAGCAAUGUUAUCACUUGGCAUGAUGGCCAUUGCAUCUCCUACCCAAUUAGCACGCCGAGCAAUCUCAACUGAGCUACUGGAAAGAUUUACCCUAUUCUCCCAAUUCGCCACCCUAUCGGCCUGUGACCAAAACAUCAACCACACGGGCCAACGUCUAACCUGCGACUACGGCACUUGCGGACUAGUAGAAGCCGAUAACACAACGGUAAUCAACACAUUCCAUAGCGACCACGGGCCGACCGGCUACAUCGCCCUAGACCACACGCGGAAACUGAUACUCAUAACGUUCCGCGGAACCGUAUCUGAAAGCGACGGCAAGACAGAUCUUGACCUCGCUCUCACCCCGAUUGGUGAGGUGUGCACCGGAUGCAAAGCCCAUCAUGGGUUCUGGGUAUACUGGACUGCAAUAGCGAGCCAGGCGACGGCCCAGCUUCACGAUGCAACCAGUGCAUAUCCGGGGUAUAGAUUGACCGUUGUCGGACACAGUCUGGGUGGGGGGAUUGCAACGCUGGCAGGGACUGUUCUUCGAAAGCAAGGGUUCAGUCUGGACGUUUGGACAUUCGGAGCCCCCAAACCAGGCAAUAUGAAACUGGCUGAGUUCAUCACAAACCAGCAACAGCCAAACAGCAUCUACCGAGCCACGCAUACUACAGACCCCGUACCGAAAGUGCCGAUCAAUCUGCCGUUCUUGGAUUGGAGCCAGCCUUCGCCUGAAUACUGGAUUACUCAGGAGACUGAGGUGCAGACCACCGCUGAUGGGGUGCAGUAUGUUGAAGGGAUCAAUAGCAGGGCGGGGAAUGCUGGUUCAGCUCGGGAUUUGAGGUGGCCGAAUCCUGAACAUGGGUGGUAUUUUGGGAAUAUGAGUGUCUGCGCGGCUCCGAUAGAUGCAUCGUCAUAA
Penicillium robsamsonii is the source of this 924-nucleotide messenger RNA. Its product is annotated as lipase family protein. NCBI's taxonomy places the organism in Eukaryota, Fungi, Ascomycota, Eurotiomycetes, Eurotiales, Aspergillaceae. The transcript has 3 exons. The record is from RefSeq and is a predicted model, not a curated record. The coding region runs from base 1 to 924 and encodes 307 amino acids. Gene Ontology annotation, biological process: lipid metabolic process.